AUGCCGGUCAUAGUCCACGCCAACCCGACGACCGCAAUGAGCCAAGCGCACGCGAUAGCCACAAAGGCAAAAAUUUCGUCGUCGCUGGUGAACACGAUGAAACCGUUGUACGCGACGCCCGCUAGGGUAAAAGCGGCGUACAUGGACAACGGAGUAUUGACCAAUCCUGUGGGUAACCAACAAACCAAGGAACAUAAACAAUUCACUCAUGACGAAAUUUUCCAACGUCUAAUCGAAAGUGCGCAAAAGAUUGCUUAUGAUAAGCAGGCUCCCGAUCGUGUUCGUCACGAGACGCUGUAUGAUGAAGGCGUUGCUGAAUUGCACAAAAUUCGUACCAUCGAACUUGAAGGCAAAACUGUGAAGCUACAAAUUUGGGAUACCGCAGGUCAAGAACGAUUUCGAACGAUUACUUCUUCUUAUUACCGCGGAGCCCACGGUAUCAUUGUGGUCUACGAUGUCACCGAUCAGGAUACCUUCACUAAUGUGAAGCAGUGGCUUCAAGAAAUUGAUCGCUACGCUUGCGAAGGUGUCAACAAAUUGUUGGUAGGAAACAAGAGCGAUUUGCAGAAUAAAAAGGAAUUUGCUGAUCAAUUGAAUAUCCCUUUCUUGGAAACAUCUGCCAAGAAUGCAACGAAUGUGGAGCAAGCCUUCUUGACAAUGGCAAAACAAAUUAAAGACAGGAUGGGUACGACCACUGUUUCCCCCGGAACCACCAGUCAAACCCUUAAAGUGGGUCCAGGCACAGGCACAUCAGUACCUCAACCAUCCAGCGGAGGAUGUUGUUAG
Molecule: messenger RNA, 786 nt
Organism: Acaulospora colombiana
Lineage: Eukaryota; Fungi; Glomeromycota; Glomeromycetes; Diversisporales; Acaulosporaceae
Source: the annotation of a GenBank genome assembly